Molecule: messenger RNA, 829 nt
Organism: Mangifera indica (mango)
Lineage: Eukaryota; Viridiplantae; Streptophyta; Magnoliopsida; Sapindales; Anacardiaceae
Product: 39S ribosomal protein L47, mitochondrial-like
Exons: 4
Coding region: 183-611 (142 amino acids)
Biological process (GO): mitochondrial translation
Cellular component (GO): mitochondrial large ribosomal subunit; mitochondrial ribosome
Molecular function (GO): structural constituent of ribosome
Source: RefSeq, a predicted model, not a curated record
UUUUUUUGAAUUGGAUCGUAGUCAAUGCAAUACAUGAGCCCACUUUCCGAUCUAAAACCUCCGUUCAGUUCACUCCAAUCUGACGCCGGAAUCAAAAACCCCAGAGUCUCUUUCUGUGGUAUUUACUUCUAACAUUUUUAUCUGCGCCAUUACUCAUUGCCGUCUUCAGUGGAAUCGCAGUGAUGUUUAUGACCAGAUUUUUUGGGCGUUCGUUCCUGGCUGCUGCAAAAUCAGAGUCAUCUGCAGCUUCUGGAGCUGCUGCUACGAUGGCUACGUCAGGGCACAACCCUCUUGAGGAGCUUUUUGAGAAAGAUAGAACUCUUGAUGAUCAAAAACCUGUUUAUGGUCGAAGUUGGAAAGCUUCUGAACUGCGCUUGAAGUCUUGGGAUGAUCUUCAUAAGCUAUGGUAUGUUCUGUUAAAGGAGAAAAACAUGCUGAUGACUCAGCGCCAGAUGCUUCAUGCCCAGAACCUACAAUUUCCCAAUCCAGAGCGCCUUCCCAAGGUGAGGAAGUCAAUGUGCCGUAUCAAACAUGUACUCACAGAAAGAGCAAUUGAAGAGCCAGAUCCUAGGAGAUCCGCUGAGAUGAAGAGGAUGAUUAAUGCUUUGUGAUGUUUCCCAACUUAAUAUCAUUUGUUUGUAAGGCAGAUUACAUUUUUUUGGUAAUAUGUGAUAGUGCCUAUUUUCCUGGUUGCAAGAAUACAGACAGGUGGUUUACAAUUUGUUCACUGCUUGUUACAAAUUUGUAGAAGAUUCUUUUGGGUUGUGCUAUGACUGCUGGAAUAUGCUAUUAUGGUAGAGACAUAAUUUGAAUCUUAUUAUUUCUCCAA